Molecule: messenger RNA, 505 nt
Organism: Merops nubicus (carmine bee-eater)
Lineage: Eukaryota; Metazoa; Chordata; Aves; Coraciiformes; Meropidae
Product: lipoyl synthase, mitochondrial-like
Exons: 5
Biological process (GO): lipoate biosynthetic process
Cellular component (GO): mitochondrion
Molecular function (GO): 4 iron, 4 sulfur cluster binding; lipoate synthase activity
Source: RefSeq, a predicted model, not a curated record
GUGUCUGGGAGCUAUGUGCGUAACCAGUACGGAACAUUGGGCUCUUUGCCAGAGGAAAAAAAAGAGUUCCUGCAAAAGGGACCAGACUUGCAAGACUUUGUAUCUGGAGAUUUGACAGACAAGAGCACGUGGGCUGAGUACAAAGGCAAUUUAAAGCGUCAGAAAGGAGAAAGGCUGCGACUUCCUCCGUGGCUGAAAACAGAGAUUCCCAUGGGAAAGAACUACAACAAACUAAAGAAUACCUUGAGAAGUUUAAAUCUUCAUACGGUAUGUGAAGAAGCACGUUGUCCCAACAUUGGAGAAUGCUGGGGAGGUGGUGAACACGCCACAGCUACAGCUACUAUUAUGCUGAUGGGCGACACGUGCACUAGAGGUUGCAGAUUUUGUUCAGUGAAGACAGCAAAGGCUCCUCCUCCGCUGGACCCCGAGGAGCCGUACCACACAGCAGAGGCCAUAGCCGCCUGGGGCUUGGAUUACGUGGUGCUGACGUCGGUGGACAGAGACG